Messenger RNA from Musa acuminata AAA Group (dessert banana), 3955 nucleotides. RefSeq names its product adenine phosphoribosyltransferase 4-like. The coding region runs from base 3129 to 3716 and encodes 195 amino acids. The transcript is spliced from 6 exons. The record is from RefSeq and is a predicted model, not a curated record. NCBI's taxonomy places the organism in Eukaryota, Viridiplantae, Streptophyta, Magnoliopsida, Zingiberales, Musaceae. Gene Ontology annotation, biological process: adenine salvage. Gene Ontology annotation, cellular component: cytosol; cytoplasm. Gene Ontology annotation, molecular function: adenine phosphoribosyltransferase activity.
AAUACUUAAUUACUAGAUGUUAGAAAACAACAACUAUGCAUAUGUUUUAGCUAAUUAAUAAUGCACAUAAAAUUCAUGUUUUUGCAAAAGAAUGAUACAGUUGGUUGAUUGUAUGAGUGCAUAUAAUUAAAAGAUUUAUGGUUUUAAGAAGAAAACUAAACUUACAUAAGAACAUUAUGUUCAGUGUUAUAACCAAUAUUACUUUUAAUAUAAUACUGAGAAAUAAAUUGUAAGGAUGAGAACUUAGAAGUGAUUAGUAGCUUCAAGAUAGAUUCUUCAUAUACAAAAUUUGUAGCAACCUACUUGUGUGAGGAGGAUAGAAGAGGCCACCCAUUCAAUGCACUCAAUUUAAGAUGCCCACAUAGAGGGAUGUCAAUUACUUUGGUGACCUAAACACACAAAAUAAUUUUGUGUAUUCAAUCCAAUCAAUGAUUUUUGUUAUAUAGAUAAAAUUCUUCGCUUUACAUUGAAUUAAACCACAUGAUCUAGCGUUUGUAUGACAGUAUCAAUUGUUUAACAUGUUAGCUACGAUAUUGCGUAGGGUCGAAACACAAUUUCUAAUAUUCAUCACUAGUGAUUAGGACUACAUCAAAAGAAGAAAAUUGUAUUAAUUUGUAAAGGGUUUUCUAAGGUAGUUUUCAUAAUCGAAUCAGACUAAUUAUCAAGUUCAUAUCAUUGGUUGAUUGACGUGUCAUUCAACAAAAAAAAAAAGUUGAUUAAAAAUUAAAAUUUUAAUAUAAUAAAGAGUGAUGAUAGAAGAGUAAAUAGUAUGUUGAGAGGAUUAGAGAGUUUUAAUUAUUAAAAAAUAUUUUCUUUCAUUCUUUAAUUAUUUUAAAUGUCUUUUGUUAUGGAACUUAACGUCGUGGUAGAGGAGUCAGCAUGAUUAGGUUUCGUCCUGAAGGUGCAGGGUUGCCCUCACAAGGAUUCGGUGAUGUGGCAGAAGAACCAAGUCGGAUCAGGGAGCACCUCAUCGGUCGAGCCGAGACGAACCAUUCGAUUGUUGCUCCUUCCUACCAAGGAAGGUCAAUGUCAAGAGGGGAAUUCUCGAUUGACUCAUUCGAAGUUUAAGUCGGCUCAAGAUGGUAUAUAAGUGUUUGAGGUGUGUUCCCUUAUUAGUUGAGAGAGGAUUGACUUUUAUAUAAGUUUGUCGGAGGAACGAUAGUACGAGGCUCAUUAAUGAUAUAUGAUAUCCUGGGAGGUCAACCCAAGCUUUCUGCAUGGCACGAGCUGACCUGCACGACACCUUACCAUGCGGCAUCGUCUUGCAUUAUCACAAAUGGCUCAACGUAUGACAGUGUCGUCUCGUACAGAUCCAAGCGACACGAGUAUGACUCUCAGAUCCGAUGUACUUUGUUAGCACGAGAAUGACUUCCGCCGCUCUCAGAUUCGAUGUAAUUUACCUCGUUUCUUUCAUACUUGCAUUGAGUAAUGGUUUAACAUUAUUUUAUGUAGAUGAUGCCAAGAGUGGUUAAGGUUUGCAUUAGUUUUCUUCCCCAUCUGAUCGAACCUGUAAAGAAGCUUCGGUGUACGUGCAGGGCUUGUCGGGUUGACCAUAUCCAUGUAUUAUUAUCCUUAUCAUGCUGCUUCUCCUAACUCAAUCUUUAAUCUGUCUCAUGAGAUAUCUUAUUCUAUUCCCCAUAUAAAUAACAACUAUAAUGUUUAGUCCAUUGCAUGAGAGAGCAUUGUCGUCAUCUAAAUCAUUUCCCGGUUUUGAAGUUGACGAUUUCGAUUUCUGAAUUUUAGGAAUCAUAAUCGAAUCAUAGAGGAUUGGUUCUUGAUAUGGUUUGGUCCCAACGAGUCAUCGAGCUACUUUUGUUACUGUUCUAAUAUGAUUCGAUGUGGGUUCGAACCAAACUGUGAUCAGCACUAUGGUGAUGAAACCGUAGGAGGUCGAGGAAGUGUAAAGCUAGAUGAGUUUAUACUAUGAUCAUCGUAGAGCUGAAGCUUUCCAAGCAUCUGUCAUCACCUUCACAGUUGUCUAAUGCCAUGAACUGGACGUCGACUGUGGCAGCUGAGCAGUGACAUAUGUGAUGAGCAUUGUUUGCGGACAAUGAUUUGGCUGUGCCGAUCAUCUGGCAGAACUGUGUUCUUCGAGCAGGGUUGGUGAUGCAGCUGACAGCGCCAUUUAUCCUAAUGUCUUGUCAGUGGUGAGGACAGGCAGUACCGGAGGAGGAUUCGGUGGUGAGCCGAAUCCAGAGAAUUCAAUGGUGGCCUUCGCCCGCUUGCUCUGCUCCUGCAAGUUGUCGUGCUGGUGCUUGGCAAGUGGCCCGGGCGACUGAUGAGGGCACGGCCAUGGGCGGAUGAUUGGGUCGCAGGGUGGGGCGCCCCCAGAAUCCGCCCUGGUCGAAACGAUUCGGCGUUGUUCCUGCUCAUCAAUGAUCUUUGUUCUGUACACAGAGAGAGAGAGAGAGAGAGAGAGAGAGAGAGAGGACAAUGGCUAGACAUAGUUGAAGGUGAUCAUGGAAGAUUGGACAGCAACAAGCAUUGGGUAGCAAUGUGGAGAUGCUGUUCGAGACUAAAGAAAGACUCCCGCGCAACCUGAUCGAAGUUGUGAUUAGGUGAUCCGACAAUGAUGCAUGUUGAUUGGGCCUACCUCGAUAAGCUGCGAUUGGACAGGGGGGAGAGAGAGAGGCGAUGGAGGAGAGCAUCUUCUACAGCGCUCGCCAUGGCCACACAUGAGGCGUGCAGUGCAGUGGACCGCUUCGGAGCUGCGUCAGUGGGAGUACAGCGGAACGGGUGAAGUACCCUUCGGCUUCAAAAGUUGAAACGGCUAAGAGGGAGCAGGAAGACGGAGGGAGGAGGAGAUCUCCCUCGUGAUACCCUCUCGGUUGCGGCCUAUCGAGCGAGGAGAGAGAGGGACGAAGGCCAAUCAAAUCCCUCCGACUCUCUCUCUCUCGUUGCUGCUUUUAAGCGACUCUUCUUUUCUCGUGCGCCGCGCGUCACUGCACUUCACCAACCUCUGUCCCUCGCUCCUUCCCAUACGCAUCCAUCACCACUUCUGCUUCUCUCUCUCUGUAUAUAAUUCUCUACAUAGCUGGCGACUCUUCCUUUAGGUCUGCAAGUUCUCUUUCUUGGUUCUUAAACCUGAGGUUGCCCUGGAGAAGAGGAGAGCUCAGUGGUGGGGAGCAAUGGCGUGUGGGAAGGAUGGGGAGCAGGACUCUCGCAUUGGAGGGAUAGCGGCUUCCAUCCGCGUCGUCCCCGACUUUCCCAAGAAAGGAAUCAUGUUCCAGGACAUCACCACCCUGUUGCUCGACCCGAAAGCCUUCAAGAACACGGUGGACUUGUUCGUGGAGCGGUACAUCGGGAAGGAUGUCUCCGUUGUCGCUGGGAUUGAGGCUAGAGGCUUUAUAUUCGGUCCCCCGAUUGCUUUGGCAAUUGGUGCAAAGUUCGUUCCCUUGAGGAAGCCAAGAAAGUUACCUGGUGAAGUCAUUUCAGAAAAGUAUGUUCUGGAAUAUGGGACUGAUUGUCUUGAAAUGCAUGUCGGAGCAGUCCAACCUGGUGACCAUGCUUUGGUUGUUGAUGAUCUGAUAGCAACUGGGGGAACUCUUUGUGCUGCCAUGAAUUUACUUGAGCGUGCUGGGGCUGAGGUGGUUGAAUGUGCAUGUGUUAUUGAACUUCCAGAACUCAAGGGUCGAGAAAAAUUAAAUGGUAAGCCAUUAUACGUACUGGUGGAGUCGCGUUGUCGAGCCUUCUUCGUAUCAGUUCGUGUACAUUAGAGGAUUUUAUCUCCAUUAUCACAAGUUGAAGCUGGCUUCUGUUCUUCUCAGAUCUGUAAACUUCAAUUGGUUCAUGCCUUGGCUUCCUGCUUAUGCUCCCCAUUUUUCUCAAAUUUGCUUUGGGACACACUGCAUUUUAUUUGAAUAACCAUUUGUCAUCUCCCUGUUCUCAAACUCGUUGUGAUCAACUGUCAUGCAUUUUUCAUCAAUACAAACCUUGGAGUACUUGUCAUCUACAA